AUGACUUCACCCAGGUGCCAAGCAGAUGUGUGUUGCGCCUUGGAUGGUUGUUUGACAAGAGCCGACGCAACUUCCAUUUGUUGGCUCAACACGGUCGGCGCACCUGCCCUGAAAGCUUCACGCCCUCUUCUUCUGAACUGACUCCGUCAUUUGGAACGAUGGUUUUCAAUUAUAUUUUUCUGCUUCUUCUGGUCUUCGAGUUUAGUUCAGCGGCAAUAAUUCGACAACCUCCUUCACAGGUCUGUUUUAAAAUUUGUCAAGUUACAGCAUUUACUAACCCCAAAAAAAAAGAAGUUUCAAUUUUCUUUUUUUCAACAAAGAAACUUUUACUCAUAGAGAUCGGGGUCAAAAGAAAUAUUUUUGGGUCCGAAACUCAAUCUUUUUCUUUCGAAAUGCAAGACUUCAAGGUGAAAAAUAGUAACUAUUUUGAGCUUGUUCAACUCCUUACUCGUUCAGAUGGAUCCUGAACUUCUGGACGAACUUCUAGCCAACAUCGUCGCGACGAGCAUGGAUGAUCUCCGGUCGCGACUUCAGGAAGCCUUAUUCGCAGCCGCAUUCCGUCGAAGAUUCGCAGCGACGACGGCGACACCUUCCAAGGACUCGCAAAUCCUCGACAAGCUUAUCGAUCAGCUUCUGAAGCCAGGUUUAUUUGAAACUUCCCUGGGCUUUGUAUAAACUGAAAGUUGAAAUGAAUUUUCGCCUCUGGAAAAGGUUUACGUCACUGAAUUCAUCUAGCUUGAUCUACUGAAUAUUCUUCUUGAAGCUGAUUACGAAUUCUCUGUUCAAAAGAUUCCAAAUGGGUCUCGAACCACUUUAAGAGGCCAUAACUUUUUUCACAAACCUCUUCGGCAUUCCCUGAGCAUAUUAUCGAUAUAAUUUGAAAAUUCGCAGAUUCCAGUGUCAUUAGGAAGUCCUAUUGAGAGUUUGACCAGUCCGAAAAGAGUAGAAAGACCUGUUUUUGGUUAAGCUACCACCAAAAAACUAAGCUUUUCCAGCAACGCCAUCCCCGUCUCACACCAUGUCCGUGGCCCUGGAGACGUUCACGACAAGUCCUGUCGAACGGUCAGCCUUUCCGCGGCUGGUCACCGCCGGAGAGCUCCGACUUCUGGACGACGCCGAUCUUCAUGUCGAACAGGUCAGUCUGAGCCCAUGUAAGGGACGUCAUUGGGGAUUCGGGGAUUCUCCGAAAACUCAACUUGCACAGAGUCUUCGAGAAAAGACUCCUGAAAGUCAAAGAAACUCACCGAAGGGCUUUUUUGAAAGUUCUCGAAAAAUGAGGAGUUAGGCAGGCUGAGGCUUUCAGGGUCUUAAUCUCGUAUUUAAAGAGUAACCUGACCAAAUUUCAGAAAGUUCCAGAGUGGAAUAACCUUUCUGGUUGAUCAAAACUAUCUCCAACCUUCAGAAAGAGCAGAACUCGACGGUCGCAUGGACAAACGCAGCGUUCCGGACGAUCAGCCGAGUUCCGACUCCGCUUCUCGUCGCCCUGGCCCUUCUGGCGAUCUUCACGGUGGUGACGGCGGUGGCGGCUCUAGUUGCAGCCAGAAUACGACGCCGUCAGAAGUUCGACUCGGCUCGUCGCUCCCAUUUCAGAAGACGUCACAUGAUGCCGGAUCCGAUGACGGUGGCAGGUACCUUCAAGGCUUAACAAAAAAGUCAAAAAAAAAAAUAGAAGGAGAAACGCUUCAAAUUUCUGUUCUUUUUUCGAGACUGGACUUUCCUGAAGAACAUCUUCUGAUAACACGCCCUAAAGUGGUAGAACUAGUAAAUGGUUUUUUCUAGGCCUUUGCAACGCCGAAUGCGGGAGUACGGCUUCGCUGGCCGCCCUGCGGUCGACCGGCGGGAUUUCCUUGGAGCAGCAGGAUCGGGCCACUUCUGUCGUCUGGACCAACCAACGGCACAUCUAA
Messenger RNA from Caenorhabditis auriculariae, 1904 nucleotides. Lineage: Eukaryota; Metazoa; Nematoda; Chromadorea; Rhabditida; Rhabditidae. The record is from the annotation of a GenBank genome assembly.